AUGCGUUUAAUUGGACAAUUAAGGCAUCAUUUACCAUAUGGAUACUUUAGAAAACCCAUUGGAGCUCCUGUGACUGUACCUUGUUUGAUCAACUUAUUUGGGGUGACUAGAAACUUUGCUCAACCUGCAUUAAAAGAGGAAGAAGGGGAGGAAGAAGUAGAGAUAGACCAAAGAAAACUUCCAGCUGAUUAUAAUCCUGAAACUUUUGAUCCCACAGAGCAUCGCAGUCCCCCCACGGAAAGAGUAUGGAGACUUGUUGAUGAAAUAUCUGAACUCACACUGGUUGAAACUGCAGAGCUCUCUUCUAUUAUGAUGAAGAAGUUGGGGAUGAAAGAGCUGCCAGUCGUGGGGGUCAUGAAGCCAGGUGCUGCUGGAAUGGCUUCAGUGGCAAUGAAGGCAUCAACGGCAGCCAAGGAAGAAAAGAAACCAGAAAAAACAGCUUUUGAGCUGAAGAUAGAGUCUUUUGACUCAGCUUCAAAACUCAAGGUAAUUAAGGAGAUUCGGAGUUUUACUGAUUUGGGACUAAAGGAAGCAAAGGACUUGGUGGAGAAGGUGCCCGCCGUGCUUAAGAAGGGGGUGCCAAAAGAAGAAGCUGAAAAAAUUAUUGAGAAGAUGAAAGCAGUUGGGGCUGUCGUUGUUAUGGAAUGA
Messenger RNA from Fraxinus pennsylvanica, 648 nucleotides. NCBI's taxonomy places the organism in Eukaryota, Viridiplantae, Streptophyta, Magnoliopsida, Lamiales, Oleaceae. The record is from the annotation of a GenBank genome assembly.